GUUAGUCGUUCAAGAAUGCAAAGUCAUUUCUGGCGAAAGAUACGCUGUGCGGGCUCAUCUUCUGCAGUGCUGCUUGCGAAUCGCACUAAUUUAUUGCACAGAGCAAUAAAACUAGACCUACUCUCGAAAAAUAUUUCUUAUCUCCCUCUGCAAUACUUGAGCUGGCGUAAUUGUGAUAGCAAAAAUAUUUUGCUAUCGAAAAAUCAUUCACUGCUCCCUUUAUCAUCAUUGCAAACUCAUAUUAAUCACAGCUUUGUAAGACGGAAAGGUAUAUUAGCUAUGGCGGAUAUUUCCCAGUUUGUGCUGCCAAACGACCAGCCUGUUGUGUCCCUCGACUGUGAAGAGGCCUUCAAUGCCUUGACAGACCAGGAAAAGAAAUAUGCCCACCACCUAAGCCAAGCCUCUUGGAAUGGAGGACUUAUUGUCUUUGUCCAGACUUCUCCGGAGUCUCCACUGAUUUUCUCCUUGCUGCAUAGACUGUUUUUAUCGCAGCCCAUCAAAGAGCUUCAAAAGGUUGCCACCGAGCAGUGCAAAUUCACAGAAGAUGAAUUCAAGGCUGUUCUUAUCUACACUUGUGGAAUUUUGACCAAUGCUGGCAACUACAAAGGAUUUGGUGACAGUAAAAUUGUACCCAACCUAAGUGCCGAGCGGUUUGAAAGUCUGGUACUGGCUAGCGCUGCCUUCAAAAAGGAGCCUGAAAAAGUCAAGUAUUUGUGGGAAAAUGUGAAAAAUGGCAUUUACUCUCUUGACACCAAACAAAAGAGCCUUGGUUUAGGCGAUAAGGGUAUUAGCACCUACUUCUCAAGCAACUGCACCAUGGAAGACGCUGAUGUGAUUACAGAAUACAUGAAAAAGAAAAACAUCGAGGGGUACAACAAUCGACUUUUCAAAACUGUCCAGAAUGGUGUCACAAUCUAUGAGAUAAGAAUGGCCUCAAGUCUCAGCGGGGACGCAGAUGGUAUCACCCAUGGCGAAGAAGAGUUUCAAGGGUGCAAAAUUAAGAUCACCAGAGGUGAUUAUGGUGGUCUCAUUGGAAAGGUCGCUGCACACUUGGAGCAAGCCAAGGCUGUUGCUGCAAAUGAGAAUGAGGUACAGAUGAUUGACAAUUACAUCAAGAGUUUCACCCAGGGGUCGUUGGAUGCGCACAAAGAUGGUUCCAGAUACUGGAUCAAGGACAAGGGUCCAGUCAUUGAAACGUACAUCGGUUUCAUUGAAACGUACCGUGACCCUGCUGGGAUGCGAGGCGAGUUUGAAGGAUUUGUGGCUAUGGUCAACAAGGAAAUGUCGGCAAAGUUUACUGAGCUUGUUGACAAGGCUGAAAAUUUCCUGACGCUCUUGCCCUGGCCGAAAGAAUUCGAGAAGGACACUUUCUUACGUCCUGACUUCACCUCUUUGGACGUCUUGACCUUCUCAGGGAGUGGAAUUCCAGCUGGAAUCAAUAUUCCUAACUACGAUGAGAUCCGUCAAAGUGAGGGCUUCAAAAAUGUGUCCCUGGGCAACGUCAUUCCUGCCAACUACCAGCAGACAGUCACCCCAUUCUUGUCAGAGGAAGACCAAGCGCUUCUCGGCAAAUAUCGUGUGCCUUCUUUUGAAGUUCAAGUUGGUCUUCACGAGUUGCUUGGUCAUGGCAGUGGAAAAUUGUUCCGCAGAGAGGAGGGUGGAAAGUUUAAUUUCCCUCCUGAAACCUUGGACCCACUUACAGGCCAAAAGAUCAGCACUUGGUUUGAAAUUGGUGAGACGUACGAUUCAAAAUUCUCCACCAUGGGAUCAACUUAUGAGGAGUGCAGAGCUGAGUGCGUUGGUCUGUACCUUAGUCUGGACAAAAAUGUUCUCAGAAUUUUCGGCCACGAGGGAGAGACUGCAAAUGACGUGCUGUACGUCAACUGGAUGAGUAUGAUUUGGAAUGGCGUAGGCAAAGCAAUGGAAAUGUACCAACCGGAAACAAAAUCAUGGCUGCAGGCUCACUCCCAAGCGAGGUUUGUGAUCAUGAAGGUGCUGGUUGAAGCCGGAGAAGGCUUGGUGACUAUCAAGGAAACCGACAAUGGCACUAACCUGCUUGUCACUGUUGACAAGGAUAAAAUCGAAACUGUCGGUAAAGCAGCGAUUGGCACCUUCCUUCAAAAACUGCAGAUUUACAAAUCUACAUGCAACGUGAAGGCUGCCAAGGAAAUGUAUGACAAGUAUUCUGAGGUUAGUGACUCUGGCGUCCAUCCUUGGGCUAAGUGGAGGGCCAUCGUGAUGGCCCACAAGCAGCCAAGAAAGAUGUUUGUGCAGGCUAACACUUUCCUUAGUGGAGACAAGGUGGUGCUGAAGAAAUACGAUCCUUCUCCGGAGGGGUUGAUCAGCUCUUGGAUGGAGAGAUUCCCUUCCACGGAUGUUGAUGAUUUGUUGGAAGAGUUGUGGAAAAAAGACGCACACCAUUUCUAAACUAAAUAUCUGAAGUUCACAGCUUAUGUUUUAAAGUUCAAGCAAGUUCAGCAUUUUCUUUCUCGCAAUAAAUAACCUUUUAAUAUGAAGAAA
Messenger RNA from Cloeon dipterum, 2520 nucleotides. RefSeq names its product dipeptidyl peptidase 3 (gene DppIII). Gene Ontology annotation, cellular component: cytoplasm. Bases 16 to 2427 code for a protein of 803 amino acids. The record is from RefSeq and is a predicted model, not a curated record. Gene Ontology annotation, biological process: proteolysis. NCBI's taxonomy places the organism in Eukaryota, Metazoa, Arthropoda, Insecta, Ephemeroptera, Baetidae. Gene Ontology annotation, molecular function: dipeptidyl-peptidase activity; metalloexopeptidase activity. The transcript has 15 exons.